Messenger RNA from Pogoniulus pusillus (Red-fronted tinkerbird), 5067 nucleotides. RefSeq names its product WASH complex subunit 5 (gene WASHC5). Gene Ontology annotation, biological process: actin filament polymerization; endosome organization; endosome fission. Lineage: Eukaryota; Metazoa; Chordata; Aves; Piciformes; Lybiidae. The record is from RefSeq and is a predicted model, not a curated record. The transcript has 29 exons. Gene Ontology annotation, cellular component: endosome; WASH complex. Bases 247 to 3726 code for a protein of 1159 amino acids.
GGGCUGAGCUGGGCUGUGUUGGGGUUGCUGCCUCCGGCUUCUCGUUCCUCGUCUGCCGCCGUAGCUCCCCGCCGGCGCCUGCUGGCCUUGCCCUUAGGCGCUGCCUCCACGCACCGCAUCGGUGGCGGGGCAGGGUUAUUAAUGGCGCAGAGAAUUUUCUCAUCAGAACUUCUUCAAAUAACCUAAAGAUUAACGUUCAGAAUCUGACUUCAAGACCUCUGCUUCUCUGUCAAGUUUAGCUCCACGAUGGUUGAUUUUCUAGCUGAAAACAAUCUUUGUGGUCAGGCCAUUCUUCGGAUAGUCUCCUGCGGGAAUGCCAUCAUUGCAGAACUUCUGAGGCUUUCUGAAUUUAUCCCUGGUGUUUUCAGGCUGAAAGACAAGGCUGAUCAACAGAAGUAUGGAGAUAUCAUCUUUGAUUUCAGUUAUUUUAAGGGGCCUGAGACAUGUGAAGGCAAACUGGAAGCAAAACCUGAGCUCCUGGAUUUAGAUGAAGAAUUUCGUGAAAACAACAUAGAAAUUUUGACAAGAUUUUAUCUAGCUUUCCAGAGUGUACAUAAAUACAUUGUAGAUUUAAACAGAUAUUUAGAUGACCUCAAUGAAGGAAUUUACAUUCAGCAAACAUUAGAAACAGUCCUCCUUAAUGAAGAUGGAAAGCAGCUUCUAUGUGAAGCACUCUAUUUAUAUGGAGUCAUGCUACUGGUUAUUGACCAGAAGAUUGAAGGAGAGGUCAGAGAAAGAAUGUUGGUUUCCUACUACAGAUACAGUGCAGCCCGAUCCUCUGCUGACUCCAAUUUAGAUGACAUCUGUAAAUUGCUUCGAAGCACUGGAUACUCAAGCCAACCUGGAGCUAAACGACCUCCAAACUACCCUGAGAGUUACUUCAGCAGGGUACCCAUAAGUGAAACAUUCAUCAGUAUGGUUAUUGGCCGGUUACGGUCAGAUGACAUUUAUAACCAGGUUUCAGCAUAUCCAUUGCCAGAACACCGCAGCACUGCCCUGGCUACUCAGGCUGCUAUGCUCUAUGUGAUACUCUAUUUUGACCCUUCUAUUCUUCACACUCAGCAAGCAAAAAUGAGAGAGAUAGUGGAUAAAUACUUUCCAGAUAAUUGGGUGAUUAGCAUUUACAUGGGAAUCACUGUAAAUCUAGCAGAGGCAUGGGAACCCUACAAAGCUGCUAAAACUGCCCUCAACUACACACUGGAUCUUUCAAACGUCAAAGAACAGGCAAGCAGGUAUGCUGCAGUCACUGAGCGAGUGCACACUCAGGUGCAGCAGUUUCUCAAGGAGGGCUGUCUGAGGGAGGAGCUGGUGCUGGACAAUAUUCCCAAGCUGCUGAAUUGCCUGCGAGACUGCAAUGUAGCCAUCCGCUGGCUAAUGCUUCACACUGCAGACACAGCUUGUGAUCCAAACAACAAACGUCUCCGCCAGAUAAAGGAUCAGAUUCUGACAGACUCAAGGUACAAUCCUAGGAUCCUUUUCCAGCUGCUUCUGGAUACAGCUCAAUUUGAAUUCAUUUUGAAAGAGAUGUUCAAGCAGAUGCUGUCAGAAAAACAAGCUAAAUGGGAGAACUACAAAAAAGAGGGAUCUGAAAGAAUGACUGAGCUCGCUGAUGUCUUCUCAGGAGUUAAACCUCUUACUAGAGUGGAGAAAAAUGAAAAUCUUCAGGCUUGGUUCAGAGAAAUCUCCAAGCAAAUAAUGUCUCUAAACUAUGAUGAUUCCACCGCAGCCGGCAGAAAAACUGUGCAGCUCAUACAGGCACUGGAGGAGGUCCAAGAGUUUCACCAGCUGGAAACUAACCUGCAAGUCUGCCAGUUUCUGGCUGAUACACGCAAAUUUCUCCAUCAGAUGAUUCGAACUAUCAACAUUAAAGAAGAGGUCUUGAUCACCAUGCAGAUAGUUGGUGAUCUUUCUUAUGCUUGGCAGUUAAUUGACAGCUUUACAUCUAUCAUGCAGGAAAGCAUACGAGUCAGUCCAUCCAUGGUCACUAAACUCAGAGCCACUUUCCUGAAGCUUGCUUCUGCACUCGACUUGCCUCUUCUCCGCAUCAAUCAAGCAAACAGUCCUGAUCUUCUCAGUGUGUCCCAGUAUUAUUCUGGCGAGCUGGUUUCCUAUGUAAGAAAGGUUCUACAGAUAAUUCCAGAGAGCAUGUUCACAUCUCUCCUCAAAAUCAUAAAGCUUCAGACUCAUGAUAUUAUCGAAGUGCCAACUCGCCUUGAUAAGGACAAGCUACGGGAUUAUGCUCAGCUUGGACCACGAUACGAGGUUGCAAAGCUAACCCAUGCAAUUUCUAUCUUCACUGAAGGCAUCCUCAUGAUGAAAACUACUUUAGUUGGUAUCAUCAAGGUGGACCCAAAACAGUUACUAGAGGAUGGCAUAAGGAAGGAGCUGGUAAAACGGGUAGCUCUAGCCCUUCACAGGGGACUCAUCUUUAAUCCCAGAGCCAAGCCAAGUGAACUGAUGCCCAAACUGAAAGAAAUGGCAGCCACAAUGGAUGGAUUCCAUCGAUCAUUUGAAUAUAUCCAGGAUUAUGUCAACAUAUAUGGUUUGAAAAUUUGGCAAGAGGAAGUGUCUCGUAUUAUUAACUACAACGUGGAGCAGGAGUGCAAUAACUUCUUAAGAACAAAGAUUCAAGACUGGCAAAGCAUAUACCAGUCUACCCAUAUUCCCAUACCAAAAUUCACACCUGUGGAUGAAUCUGUAACAUUUAUUGGUCGGCUUUGUAGAGAAAUCCUGAGAAUCACAGACCCAAAAGUCACAUGUUACAUUGACCAAAUGAACACCUGGUAUGAUAUCAAAACGCAUCAGGAAGUAACCAACAGUCGUCUCUUCUCAGAGAUCCAAGAUACUUUAGGUACCUUUGGUCUCAAUGGUUUGGACAGGCUGCUGUGUUUCAUGAUUGUAAAAGAGUUGCAGAACUUCCUCAGUAUGUUUCAGAAAACUAUAUUGCGUGACAGGACAGUGCAGGAUACCUUAAAAGCACUUAUGAAUGCUGUCAGUCCUCUCAAAGGAAUUAUAGCAAAUUCCAACAAGGUUUAUUCAGCAGCAAUUGCAAAAACUCAGAAGGUCUGGACAGCAUAUUUAGACUCCAUAAUGAAAGUUGGACAGAUGCAGAUUUUGAGACAACAAAUUACCAAUGAAUUAAAUUAUUCCUGCAGGUUUGACUCCAAGCAUUUGGCUGCUGCUUUGGAAAAUCUCAACAAGGCAAUACUGGCUGACAUAGAAGCACAUUAUCAGAACCCAUCACUACCUUACCCCAAAGAAGACAACACUCUUUUGUAUGAAAUCACAGCAUAUCUGGAGGCAGCUGGCAUUCACAAUCCCUUAAACAAGAUCUACAUAACAACAAAACGCCUGCCGUAUUUUCCCACUGUCAACUUCCUAUUUCUCAUUUCCCAGUUUCCAAAACUCCAGUACAACAGGAAUUUAGGAGUGGUGUGCAAGCGGCCUGCUGAUCAAAUCGACUGGCUGCCUUUAGUUCUGGGACUCCUUACUUUGUUGAAGCAGUUUCACUCCAGAUACACAGAACAAUUUCUCGCUCUGAUUGGUCAGUUUAUUCGUUCAACGAUGGAGCAGUGCACAAGUCAGAAGAUACCAGAAAUGCCUGCUGAUGUAGUGGGUGCCCUCAUGUUCCUAGAAGAUUACAUUCGCUACACAAAGUUACCCAGAAAGGUUGUUGAAGCGCAUGUGCCCAGCUUCAUUUUUGAUGAAUUCAGAACUGUUCUGUGAAUAUGAAGGACCAAGGACUGAAGACAAGUACAGCUUUUCAGAGCUAUGUUUUCGGUGCUUUAAGGCAGUACCUGCAACCAUGUCUCUGAAACAUAACCAUAAGCUCUCAGCUGUAUAAUUAACUCUCAUUUAAGCCUUUGGCAUCAUCGGCAGUUUGCAUCUCAUCCAAGCAGCAUGCAUUUUGUACUGCACAUUAUCAAUGCUGUAAUUGUUUAGGUAGGAUUCAUUUGAGGUUUUCUUCUGAGGAACUGUCUGGAAGGCUGACUUUUCUAUCACAAAUGAGCAAUGAUCAUUGGAAAUAAAGGUGCUGGAUAGUUUGAUAGGACUUGGUUUUCCCUUUGUAAAGCAGUGCUGACUAUGCCCAAUUCUUUGUAUGUUUAGGAACAGUUUCCAGGCUCCAUCACUUUUCCAGGGAUUGAGGUGAAGCUGGCUGUCCUUCAGCUUUACUCAUCCUCCUCCUUGCUGCUCCUGAAGACAGGAGUGGUUUGCUCUAGUCCAGGCCCCAAGAUAACCACCACUGUUCACAGAGAAUUUUGAGUGGCCUCAUGCAGACACCUACCCACUCUCCCUGCACCCAAGGGUCUAUCCUUCCAGCUUCCAUGGACUUCUGUAUGUCCAUGUGGGUUAAAUACAUUCCCUAGCCUGCUCCUCCUCUGCUGAAAGAAUGAUUAUCUGUGGGAUCCAGCACUGCCAAGCAUUGUUGCUUCACCUAUUCCCAAUUUAAACACAGGCUCAGCUUUUGCACAAGUUAUCUCCUGCACACAGUGCCAGUGGCUGGCGUGAUUGGGAGUACAGCCAGCCCUUCCCCAGCAGGCACAGGGUUGCCCAAUGCCCAUCUCCUUGCCCAUGCAAGAGUUUUGGCGUGUUUGUGCCAGCUAAGCUAUAGCAUGGACUGCCCUGGCAUCAUCCUUCUGGCCUCUGCCUCUCCAUCUGGGUGUGACAGUUGGACCCACACUGAGUGAGUGGGCAGCACUUUGCUUCAGGCACCCCUGAUAAGGAGGCCUGGCUGAAACAGCUCUGCUGUACAAACCAGGAGAGCCACACUAGGACAGAUCUUCUCUACACCUAAGGAGUGCAGGCCAUAACUGACCAGAGCCUAAAAGUAUCAGUCCGAGCUGAGACUAAAUGUAACAGCAGAUGCACUCCUGCACAUACACCAAAGGGGGAGCCUGACUAUGAGUCAAUCACUUUGUAAAGGUGAGACCACUGUCUCAUCACCACAUUCAGCAGUCAGUUAUUGCUUAACCAUAAUUUGAUUUGACUUUCCUUUGGUCAUGAAUUAAUUACCAUCUGAUCAUCAUUUGGUUAUUAAUAAAAUCCUUUUAGUUAACCUUGUAACAA